Messenger RNA from Delphinapterus leucas (beluga whale), 8944 nucleotides. The record is from RefSeq and is a predicted model, not a curated record. NCBI's taxonomy places the organism in Eukaryota, Metazoa, Chordata, Mammalia, Artiodactyla, Monodontidae.
CCAAAAGCUGGCGUCUCUGUGCAGCAGCCUCGGCUCCAGCAGCAGCAGGCGCAGCAGCAACCCCCGCAGCGGCGGCAGCCCCGGCGCCAGGAGGCCAAGGCCAAGGCCAGGCUCUGUGCGGCUCUCCGAGUAAUAGCCGCGGCUCCGGCGGCUGCGGGGGCGCAGCUUCCUCCAGCAGGGCCCUUCGCGUCGGCGGCCGCGGCCGCGGGGCCUCUCCUGCGCGCCCAGGGUCACCGUCCCCGAAGCCCGGCGGCGCGGCCCCCUCCCAGCCCCCCAUCCGUCUCCUUCUCGCUCCCCUCAGCCGUCCUCCUCGCCGCCGCCUCUGCCGUUUCUCGGCGGCCCGGCCCGGCCCGCCCGCCCCGCGUCCCCUCCGGCCGGUGCCUCUUCCCCCGGCGGGCUGCCUGCAUGUCUUUGCUGCCCUCAGCCCCGCCGCCACCGCCGCCGCCGCCUCCCCCGCCGCCGCAACACCAGCACCAGCAGCAGCCGCCCCGCCGCCGCCGCCGCCGUCGCCGCCCGGACCCCGGCGCGCUGAAUGCAGACUAAUAGGGAUGCCAAAGGAAAAAUAUGACCCUCCAGAUCCUCGCAGAAUUUAUACCAUCAUGUCAGCAGAGGAGGUAGCCAAUGGGAAAAAAUCUCACUGGGCAGAAUUAGAAAUCUCGGGUAGAGUGCGGAGCUUAAGUACAUCACUUUGGUCAUUGACACACUUGACAGCACUGCACCUAAAUGACAAUUACCUUAGUCGCAUUCCACCUGAUAUUGCCAAGCUUCAUAAUCUGGUUUACCUGGAUCUGUCAUCCAAUAAACUCAGAAGUUUACCAGCAGAACUAGGAAACAUGGUGUCUCUCAGGGAAUUGCUUUUAAAUAACAAUCUGUUACGGGUUUUGCCUUAUGAACUUGGUCGGCUCUUCCAGCUACAAACUCUAGGUUUGAAAGGCAAUCCUUUAUCACAGGAUAUUCUCAAUUUAUACCAGGACCCAGAUGGAACCCGAAAGCUACUGAACUUCAUGCUUGACAAUCUUGCAGUUCAUCCAGAGCAGCUUCCUCCGAGGCCAUGGAUUACAUUAAAAGAACGAGACCAAAUUCUGCCAUCAGCAUCAUUCACGGUUAUGUGUUACAAUGUGUUAUGUGAUAAAUACGCCACCCGGCAGCUAUAUGGCUAUUGCCCAUCCUGGGCAUUAAACUGGGAAUACAGGAAAAAGGGAAUUAUGGAAGAAAUUGUUAACUGUGACGCAGAUAUCAUUAGUCUUCAGGAAGUGGAAACAGAGCAAUACUUCACUCUCUUUCUGCCAGCAUUGAAGGAGCGUGGAUAUGAUGGAUUUUUUUCUCCAAAGUCACGUGCCAAAAUCAUGUCUGAGCAGGAGAGAAAGCAUGUGGAUGGUUGUGCAAUAUUCUUCAAAACAGAAAAAUUUACAUUGGUGCAGAAGCAUACAGUGGAAUUUAACCAAGUGGCAAUGGCUAAUUCAGAUGGAUCCGAAGCUAUGUUGAACAGAGUGAUGACAAAAGACAAUAUUGGUGUCGCUGUGGUAUUAGAGGUCCACAAAGAACUAUUUGGAGCAGGUAUGAAGCCUAUUCAUGCUGCAGACAAACAGCUGCUUAUAGUGGCAAAUGCCCACAUGCAUUGGGACCCAGAGUAUUCUGAUGUGAAACUCAUUCAGACCAUGAUGUUUGUCUCAGAGGUUAAAAACAUUCUGGAGAAAGCCUCAAGUAGGCCUGGCAGCCCAACUGCAGAUCCUAAUUCCAUCCCGCUGGUGCUAUGUGCAGAUCUUAAUUCAUUGCCAGAUUCAGGUGUCGUGGAAUAUUUAAGCAAUGGAGGAGUAGCUGACAACCAUAAAGACUUCAAGGAACUAAGGUACAAUGAGUGUCUUAUGAACUUCAGCUGCAAUGGAAAGAAUGGAAGCUCAGAAGGGAGAAUCACACAUGGCUUCCAACUGAAGAGCGCCUAUGAAAAUAACUUGAUGCCUUACACCAAUUACACCUUUGAUUUCAAAGGCGUGAUUGACUACAUUUUCUAUUCCAAGACUCAUAUGAACGUGCUUGGUGUCCUGGGGCCUUUAGAUCCUCAAUGGCUGGUUGAGAACAACAUCACUGGGUGUCCACACCCUCACAUCCCUUCAGACCACUUCUCACUGUUAACACAACUUGAACUCCACCCUCCACUCCUGCCUCUUGUCAAUGGUGUUCACUUGCCUAAUCGGAGGUAGUGGAGUACUGCCCCGCAAAGACGGGGAUCUGUUACUAUGGACCUGUACAGUUGUAAAUCAAAGUAUGUAGGAGUGAAGUAUGGCCAUCCUUAAGCUGCUUCUUCAGGUUCCUUUCAUUAUGUGUUUGCUAUAAGAUUUUGUACAAUUUUGUGCAUAUUGGUAUCAUUUGGCACUAGGGCUGGAACCAAAGUAUUAUCACUCUCUUUCCAAAUUUUUAAUUUAACAUGUUUUUAAGUUGGACCUUCUUCAUAUUAUAUUAGGAGUCAGCAUUCAUAAUUGAUAAAUCACCAGUUCAAGGCCCAACAACAGGGUAUUUGUUUUUCCAGAACAAAUACUUUCUUUUGAAUGGUUUCAAGUGAGCCAACCAUUUUUCAUUUUUGUGAAAGGCAGUUUUUAAAAACUAUAAAUAAAAGAUUUUAAACUGAAUGAUGGCAUGCCUUGCAGGAAACUGCCUUGAAUUUCUGUUUUCCAUGAUAACAAACUGAUUUUUGGCUCCCCAGUCAUUUGCACAUUAACAAAGCACUUAAAUUUGCUAGAUCUGUACAUAAACUAGCCAUAAUGAGAAAAACUGAGAAAUGAAAGGUGAUUGCACAAUAUGGUUUCAAAAUCAAGCAUUUAACAGCACACAACAAUUUGUUGGGGAAGUGCUGGUUGGUUUUUUUUUAUUUGUUUGUUUUGUUUUUUGAGGAGUCAUUCUGUAUUUUGUUCCCCUAUUAGUUAUAACCUUACUAGAAGUGUUAAUUCUAAGCCUGUCUGUUCAGUUUCUUUAUAGGAAAACAAUGGGUAAUUUCUACUGCCACACAUCUUGAAAAUAGAAUUUGGUCUAUUUAGGAUGCCCACAAAAUUAGUGUCCAGUAUUUUUUAUUGUUUCCAUCCACCCUUUUCUGCCUGGUUGUGCUGGAAAAAACAGAUAUUAUAUGAUCUGUAUCAUUUUUGCUGUUAUGGUCAAAUGUUUAAAAAAUAACUACUGAAUGAAAAGGCCCUGAUCAAAGUUUUAGAAGAAGAAAGCUACAAAUAUUCCAUGUGUUUCCCAGAGUAGGUCAAGUGGCUGUUGGUUUUGGCUUUUUGAGGUGACAGUGGAAAGGAUUUGGGAGAGAGAACAGGGAGUAGUUGAAAACCUUGGAUCAUUUUUCCUGACUCUAGUUGCCAAAUGGCCAUUAUAUGCUUUUAAUCUUUGUUUCCGUUGUCUGUCAGGGUUGAAUUAAGAAGCUACUGGUUUAUUCCCAACUGUUGAUGCUCUUUAGAUAUGUUAGAAUCCUUUUUUCGCCCAGGAGGGGCCAGUUGAAAAUCUGUGACUCAAGAGGCAGUGGUUGAAAUACCAUUUAAUGGGGGAAAAAUUGGUUGGCUACUUGAUGUUAAUUAUGGCACAGUAACAGGAAAAGGUUGUGUCUGUGUUUUUAAGUUUUUCUUUAUUCUGCUUUUUUGCUGCUAUAAGAGUUUUCUGAAAUUUAUAUUUUAAACUUUUCAUGCACUUUACUGUUUCUAGUCUCAAAAUGUGAUAUUUUUAAUAAACAAGAAACUUUCCAUUAUGUGAAUGAAAUUUUAAAAGAAAAUAGCCUAUAUUUGUGUUUCACUAAUAUAUAAAGUACAGGUCAAAUUUAAAUUAUUUAAUUAGUUUUAAAUAUAUACAAUUUGUCUCCUCUUUCAAACCUGACAUCUUAGGCUGUUUUAUUAGUCUUAAAUGAUGCGUUUCCUGUGGUCAUUUUAUACUAAUUUCUUCCAUAGUAAAUUAAUCAGGCUACAUAAUAUGAUAUUUCCCCUGAAGGGUAAUUUUAGUGCGACGAGGGAGGUGGGUUGAUGUAAUGUCAUAUAUGGGAUUGCAUCAGAAGGGUUCUGUAAAGCCUAAACUCCCUUUUAAAAGUGCCUAGUGAUAGAGGCGUUGUUUGUCAUCUAUUAUAAUUGGAAUGUCAUUGUAGUUGAGUGAAGUUUGAUGUAAAUAAAAUAUUCUUUUAAAAAUGUCAAGAUAUCAGAAUAAACAAAAUAAACAAAGAAACAACCCUUAAGAUGACAGAUUUUCCUCAAUGUGCAGGUAUCCCUUCUUAUAUACCUCAAGCAUUCAACAUCUAGCCAUGCAAAUUGAUUACAUAGUACUGGAAAGUAGAAUAGCAUGAAAAACUUAAUUUUGUGGACAUUACCUUUUUUUGUAAUCAGCUACUGUAUGUUUUAUUUUAAAUCUUUUGUUUUGGGUGGGUUUUCUGCUCUGGAGGUAUAUGCACUAACAAAACAUUUUCCUCCUUUCAUCUACGCAUGUUAAUUAGCAAUGUGAGCAAUAUUUCUUACCAUACUUCACUCCCAAUAUUUUUUGAGAUGUUUGUAUAAAAUGGAAUUUAAAGUUCACUUAUGAUUGUAUAUGAACCACAGAGGAGCCCAUUUAUUAAUAAAAAAACUUUUUUAAUAGUUAAAUGUAGAGGGAAAAAUAAAAAAAAUUGGGAAACAUUGUAAACAGCUUAAGUUUAUUUUGUGUAUGAUUGAGGCACUCUGUUGCAGGAAGGUGUGUAAUUGGGUUCUCUCUGCUUCCAAAUGCACUCUUUCAAACCAUUCAUUAUCCUGUGUAUUUUUAAUGUGGUUUUAGUAAAUGUUGGUAGUAGCUCUGUUAAAGUAGGUAAUUGUGUUCUGUUUUGGGUGGCAAACACACUUGGGGCAUGGUAACCCAAAUUUCAUGUGCACGGUUUCCCUUUAGCCCACUGCCCAAAUUUCACACACCCUUCACCCUUUGUUCCCUUUGUAAAAGGAGUGGUAUCUGUUUUGAGCUGCCAAUUCAGAUGAUCAGAAAUGCUGCUCUCCUCAGUGUUGUCUUGUUAAAAACACAUGCCAUUUGGACCUUUGGCAUGAAAAGCCAAAAGGAAGAGGUGAAUGACAUAUGGUGUAUAUUCAGUGAAAGUAAAAUAUUUAUGCUCAUAUACUUUCUGGUUCUCAGAAUAAGUUAAUUAGCUUUAUGCCAUGGGGCUGCUGCAUAUUUUAUCGGAAGAUAAGAGAAAAUUUGGGCAUUUUUAGAUUGUGAUAAUGUUUUUUUUUAACUGUUAAAUAUGAUUUCUGAUAUUUUUCUAAGAACUGGAGUGUUCUUUAAAUUUAUUGAAACCGUGCUGUUUGAGGAGGGGAAAACUGCACUGUUUGGCAUUACAGCAGUCAUACAGUGCAUGUCGUCACUCACUCUCUCAGGCAUCAGUAUCCGCCUCAUAGCUUUACACAUUUUGAUGGGGAGUCUUGCAGCAUCCUCAGGACUGACAUCUGGGAAAGGCUCAAAUCCACGUACUGCUCCUUGCUUGUUGACUUUGUUUUAAAAUAUUGUGCCUGGUGUCAACUUUUAAGCAACAGCACUGCCUAAAAGCAAGCAGAGAACAGAAUCCCAGCACCAUUCUAUAGGCAACUUUUUAGAAUUCAAAUAUAGUAAAUCUGUUCAAGAUUUAUGAUCUUUUAUGGAAAAAAAUUUUUGUACAACGUAGCUGAAUAUUUUUGUUUCAUUUCUUUGAUGUAAGGCGUGUGAACGUUCGUUUGAAUAUCACAUGUUAAAGUCAGGUAUGGCACAAUGGGUUCUGAGACCAGCUUUUCCUCCCUCCCAUUUGCCUUGUUCCAAGCUCUUUCUUUUCAAAUUACUUUUCUGAUAUUCAUAGGCAAAUAUUUAAUUUUACUAAUAAGCAUCCUGUGUGAAUGUAUUACAGAAGCCACUGUGUGUUAGUGUUGUAGUUUGCAGAAAUAUAAAGCUUCAUUUCUUAUUUGUCCCUAUUUGGUGUUUUAAAGUUACCUAUUAAAUCACAGAGAAGCAAGGGAGAAAGUUGAAAGAUCCUGAAGGCUCAUAUCACUUGAUUCUACGGUGGGUUGUAUUAGAAUUGAGGAUGUGACACAUUAAAACUGGAACACGGGCAAUCGUAUGGUGUUCCAUUUUAAAAUUGUAUCUCCUAAGUAUAUACCAUUAAAUGGGUGAAAGAUUAAGUUUGUACUUGCAUUUCCAAGAGUUUCUAAAAAUCACUAGUGCCAUGUAUAAUUUCAAAUCAAAUAGCAAAGAAUAGAGAAAGCACAAGAAAAAAAAAAAAAAGGUUAAAUGUGUUCUUUGAUGGAACCAGAGGCAUAUGGUUCUUCAUUCCCAUUUGUAGAACUCUGUGAAUUAUUGGUACACAAAUUAACUAGGGAAAUUAGAAUAUUUUUCUAAGCUAGGAGCUUUAAAGUUUUGAAUUUGUAGACAGAUGAGAACUUUUAUACUUAUGGUUGCUUUGAGUGAUUGUAAUUUUUUAACAGCAUCAUGAUUACUAAAUUUGAAUUCAAACCUAAGUAAAUUAGUUCAUCUUAACCUGGUUUAUUUACCAAAGUUGUAAUCUGUUUAAGAACAGGAUGCCAAGAACAUCUUGUGUUUUACAACAUGAUACAUCUUCAUUGUGUGUCACCUUAAAGCUUAAAAGAAAAAAGAAGGUUCUUAUACCUAUACUGCAGGGUGUUCUGAACAAGAUCCACUGAAAGAAAAAGGUAGUUCUUUUCAGGAAGGUGGUAAGGGAGAACGUGCAUGUUUCUUGUUUUUAACCAGAUGCCUUGUGUAGGUUUCUCUGUUAAAUCACAAGUUCUAUAAGAAAUAGGGAAAUACCAGGAAAAGCAAGCUUUAUUAGCCUAGUUAGUAAUUUCUUUUGGCAUAAGUUUGUUUGGUUAGACUUGGUUAUUCUUGGAACCAAAGGAAAACAAGCAUGUUGAGGUUUUAUUCAACAAACAUUAUGACAUCGAAGUAAUGGAAUUUUAAGUAAAAUAAUUUUCACUUUCAUGUGAAAUAAGGACAUUUCUGCGUAUUAAAUGUUAAUUUUCUAUGGCAGUGGUAUAAAAUUUAGUAGCAUUGUACUGACACGAGGAAUUGUGUCAUCAGAAAUAAAUCACAUUAUGAAGAGUGUUUGCAAAUGCCAAGUGAUAUGAGUCUUUUGGCACAGUAGCAUUGGGUAUAUUCAGCUUCCAGAAACUUUCAGAAGGCAUAGUUUGGCGCCUACUAGUUGUUGUUUUUGUUACAACAGUCUCCCCAAAUUUAGAUAAUUUCCCUAUUUGUAUGUCUGUCACUUUUAACUCGAAAGCAUAAGCAUCACGGCAGCCCUCUCAGAAGGGGUCCUUUCUUGCUCAUUUCAGUUUUGUGUUAAUUUCUAAUUACUGAUAUAUGACUGUUUCCUUUCAAGUUAUCAAUGGUUAUAUGUACCACAUUUGUUUAAUUAGUUAACUCACACAAUUGGCUCAGCGUUAAUGUGUCAAACAAUGGCUUUGCUUCUCACCGAAGAGGCUUAGUUUCACGCUACUUGUUUAAAUCUUGACGCAGUAAGUGAUGCAGUAGUCUGGGUGUGUAUUUAUUCAGAAACUGUACUGUCCUUUCUCUGUGCUUAAUUUGCUUAAAAUAUAUUUCCUUACCUUUGAAAUUCUUGAGCGGUGCUCUGCCAGGUUUUGGGGGCGUGGCUUGGAUGGCUGUGUUGCUGCACACCGGGUGUGGAAUUGUUCAGUGUUGUGAGUGGCAAAUUUCUUAAACACCAGCAGCACUGAGAAGUGCACUAUGGGCAUUCGUACAGUUGUCCACAUGCAAGCAAUUCUUUCAUCUAGGAGAAGCUGAGGGGUAGGAUUCGUUGGAGUACUUAGUAUAUUUUGAGAGGGAUGAAUGUUUCACCUUUGGGUUUUGUCGUCUGAGUGGAGCGGGGCGGCAUGGAGGGAGGUGGGUUUUGUUUGGGGUUUUUUGGAGAGUGUGUAUGUACCUUUUCUCUCUGAAAGGGCCAGGGUGUUGGUCAAAUUCACCGUGGAUUAAUUUAUAUAUUUUUUUCUAUUGUGAUUUCUUUCAACCAUAAAACAAGUGCCAACUAAUUGUCCGUGAGAUGACUGACUCUUCCACUCAGUUUACCAUUUGAAUAGGGAAGGGCUCAUUUAUUUUAAUUUCUUGGCAUUAAAUUAAUCUCCAUUGUUUUGCGUACAUUUGAGUCAUUCUGUGGCCUCUAAAGUGUUUUUGUAACUAAUUUAAUGGUUGGAAAGCAAAGCACAUGAGUUUAAAACUGAGCAAGAAGUUUUGGUAAGUUUCCUUGCAAACUUGGUAGUUUCUAUUGAUGCUAUUCCAAAACAGAUUCUACUGUUUUGGGUUGUGUAUUUACUUUGCUUUUGUCCUAAGAAAAAGCCAAGCCCUAAAUCAAUUUGUUAUUGUGUUCUAAUAAUCAGUUUAAAAUCUGAGAUUUUCUUUCUUUUUUUUUUUUUUAAUCAGAAGAUUUAAUGAAGUGCCAUGUAAUUGUAGGUUACUAGUGUUUAAUGUUUGAUAGACUGGUUCUGUGGUGUUCUAAUCAUUUAACACUCUGUCGUCCCCGGAGAAAGUGGUUCUACUCUUACGGAACACAUUCUCUCUGACAAAAUCACCAGCUGCUUUAUUUUUCUAUUUAUUACGGUUAAACAGUUGAUGAGGUCUGUAUCUUGACCAAACCGCUCAGCUGAGAUGUUUUUCACAAUAGACACUGUACAAAAUAUGCGUGCAAAAGGACACAGUUGGGUGGUAGUAUUUUUUCAUUAAUGUGAACAUUGACUAAACAAAGCAGUCCUGCCUUUUAAAUCUUGUGGCAGCUCAGGAGGGAGGUGCUUAAGAACCUUAACUACUAUGUCAGAUGACAAAAUACUUUUUUCCAUUUUGGAGAUUGGGUACUGCUCACACAUGAUGUAUAGGGCUAAAUAUAUGCUUGUUUCCUCGCACCUGUGUACUUCCCCUUCUCUCCCUCCCGUUCCUUCCCCUGUAGGCAAUAAAUGGCCAUUUUGCAACUGCA